Branchiostoma floridae (Florida lancelet) is the source of this 2011-nucleotide messenger RNA. Its product is annotated as cytochrome P450 2B4-like. Gene Ontology annotation, cellular component: cytoplasm; intracellular membrane-bounded organelle. Gene Ontology annotation, biological process: xenobiotic metabolic process. Gene Ontology annotation, molecular function: oxidoreductase activity, acting on paired donors, with incorporation or reduction of molecular oxygen, reduced flavin or flavoprotein as one donor, and incorporation of one atom of oxygen; iron ion binding; heme binding. Lineage: Eukaryota; Metazoa; Chordata; Leptocardii; Amphioxiformes; Branchiostomatidae. Bases 1 to 1500 code for a protein of 499 amino acids. The record is from RefSeq and is a predicted model, not a curated record. The transcript has 3 exons.
AUGGCUACAAUCGUGUCCCUACUGCAGGUAGUUCUGUCUGGACACAGCAUUACAGUGGUGCUGAUUUGUUUUGUGGCCUUUCUGGUUUCUUUAACUGUGGCCGCAAAGUUCUCAGCACAUGGACGGAGGAAUACUCCACCCGGCCCGCCUGGAUGGCCAGUUCUCGGUAACCUCCCCAGUCUGACAAAAGACAUACACUUACAGUUGACGAAAUGGCGUUAUCAAUAUGGAGACGUCUUUAGCGUCAGGUUCGGUCUACAGGACGCUGUUAUUGUGAACGGCAGUGAGGCUAUAAAGGAGGCCUUGGUGCAGAAGGCCAAUCACUUCUCCAACCGCCCAGACUACUACCUAGUGCGCUGUGUGAACAUGCACUUUGGUGCAGUUUUUUGUCUAUACGGUGAUCGUUGGAGUGCACUUCGCCGCUUCACCGUGUCAACGCUUCGGUUCUUUGGUAUGGGGACUACCAUCCUAGAGGAGAAGAUUCAGGAGGAGUGUCGUCACUUCUGCAGCGCAUUGCGGCUUCUAGUGGGACAGCCUGUGGACCUCAAAAAUCGCCUGGAAACUUCUGUGUCUAACAUCAUCGUCUACAUGGCGGUAGGGAAGAGGUUUGAGUACGGAGACCCGAAAUUCGGUCGUUUGCAAAUACUUGCUGAACGGAUCAAUGUGACAUUCUAUAAACUAUACAUCGUAAACUGUUUCCCCAUGCUCCGCUUCUUUCCGGGCUUCAGGAAAAUGUACAACGAAUUGAUGGAUCGGACAGCAGAACUGUACAGCUACAUCCGAGAGUACAUCGGCCAGCACGGAAACACAGCACCGGAUGACAUCCGGGACUUCAUCGACGCCUUCAACAAGACAAAACAGGACAAUCCAGGCUUCCUGCCCGACAUGACUCUGACGUACUUAAUCGCUGAUUUGUUUUCCGCGGGAACAGAAACCUCUUCCCUUACCUUAUGCUGGGGUUUCCUGUACCUCACGGCGUAUCCUGACGUGCAGGAGAAGGUUCAAGCCGAGCUGGACAGGGUUGUGGGGCGGGAUCGUCCCCCAGCCUUCAGCGACAGGAUCAACCUGCCGUACACGGAGGCCACCAUCAUGGAGAUCCAGCGCAUCGCCACUAUCAUCCCACUCCUCCCACAUCGCACCUCCGACGACACUACCUUGCUCGGGUACGACAUUCCUGCAGGUACAAACGUGAUCGUGAACCUGUGGGACCUCCACAUGGACCCGAGCCGCUGGCCGGACCCACACAGGUUCGACCCCGCCAGGUUCCUGGGCGAGAACGGGCGGCUACUGACACACGACGCCUUCAUGCCGUUUUCAACAGGAUAUCGCAGGUGUUGGGGCGAACAGAUGGGGAAGAUGGAGUUAUUCUUGUUCCUCACUAACACCCUACAACAGUUCACCCUGAAGUUACCGGAGGGUACAGAGCCUGAUUUCCACGGCAUCAGCACUGCCUUCAUUUACCCUCGUCCAUUCAGCCUUAUUGUAACUAAACGGGAGUAGUUAAGUAUGGCUACAGGUAUCUACUUAUCUUUUACAUGUAUAGUACAGUCUGAAUUGCAAAUGUAAAUACAAGUGCUUGUAAGCAAUGAGCUAUUGGUGCAAAAGCGCAGCAAGCACAAGGCGUGGUUGAGGUUUUUGAUGAUGAGCUGUAGUUGCGCUAUAACUCGUAAGAAAGUUCCUCAUUUUUCUUAAAGAUAUAAGCAAGAGAUAAAAACGAUGUGACAUUAGUGCUAAGAACACGUAUAUUUAGACUCAUUUAGACCUUAUGAUUCAGGAACCCGACUAGGAAAAGUAUUAUUCUUUAGAACGGCAGUUCGGCACUUAUCAUUUCAUAAGAAAAAAAAUUUGCAUCAGUUUUGUUUAUCAUAGUUCCGGUGUAAAUCUAUGAAAAGUAAGGGCGUUUUAUCUAUUCUUUACAGACCAUUUGUGACAGUCUAGUAUUUGUAAGACGAGUAAUAUGUCACCACGAAUUUUAAACGAUGUAAAUGUAAUCUUUGAUGGCAUACAAUAG